Hyposmocoma kahamanoa is the source of this 3339-nucleotide messenger RNA. RefSeq lists its product as uncharacterized. NCBI's taxonomy places the organism in Eukaryota, Metazoa, Arthropoda, Insecta, Lepidoptera, Cosmopterigidae. The record is from RefSeq and is a predicted model, not a curated record. Bases 77 to 628 code for a protein of 183 amino acids. The transcript is spliced from 4 exons.
GGAUGUACCUGUAGCUGAGUCUAGAUUUUGUUUCAGACAUCCCGUUUCUGUGUACCGUGCAACUUGAUUGAGAAAAAUGCCUAAUAAAAACUGCAGUUCUUGUAAAAAAUAUUGGAUCAUCAUUUUGUUUCUCACCGUAACGAGAUUCAUAAGUAAUGGCUUCGAAAUAUGGAUCUUGGAGUCGAUCAGCCAUAUUCCGAAGCCAAAGAUUACGGACGGCUAUACUUCAUACGUGUUUCAACUGAUCGACAUGAUUUGUACCUACUACGCCCUGCCGUUCGAUAUCAUCUUGGGGUUCACACUUUCCGCGAUUGUUUAUAAGCCACGCAUGUGCAUAAUAGACAGAUAUAUGCCGCUCGAAUUGGAGAUAAUCGUUAUAAAAAUAAUAAAACUUAUCAACAACACUGUUGGGCACAAGUGGUCGGUGAUAAUGGGACACGAAGAUGUACUCUUCAAUACCGUUGACGUCCCUUGGACUUUGACAUGCGUUUUGCUACAGAUCAUCAGCUACCAAGCAAUGCUGUUAUACACCAUAUCAAGGAAAGAACACAAAAUAAUAAAUUCGUAUCCAAUCAAAAGCAGCGGCGAGAAAAUAAAAAUUGUUCCAGUUGCAAUCAGGAUUGAGUAGACGUGCACAUAUGAUGACAUUAUGGACGAAAGGGUACUUCUUAAACUAAGUCAAUUCUUUUAUAAAUCCUGAACGUAUUAUUAGUUUGAAAUCGACCUGUUGGGUCAGUAACAUUAAAGAAAAUGUCAUUCUGUCAUUCUCCUUCCAAGUUCAUCCUAUUCCACCUUAUUUUGAAAAAGAAUGAGCAAAUAUGUAAUUGACAAUAGCAACUAUUUUUCACAUAAUUCAUUUAAAACUGAAAUAAAAUCCAGGUACAUCAAAUCACAUCUGUAAUUAAAUUAUUUUUUUUUUACUAAAUAAUUUCGAAAAAGCGCCACUCCUCGGUCUGCGGUCACCACUAGUAACGAGAAAAACUGAUUUUAAAUUUACUUGAAUUUGUGUGUUUCCCGUUAUUAUUAUGUACAAUAUACAUUAUAACUACCCCAUAAAUUAUAUUGGAGAAUAUUGUUUAUGGAAAAGUAGAUACGAGAGAUAUAUUUAUAUUUAAAAAAUAUUUAACAAUAACUUAGAAUAAUGAGCAAAAAUCUCUAACUAGCACGCACCCAGUGCCAUUAACUUAAAAAAAGUUUGACACUAAUUAAUACAUCCGUCGUAAUAUCGGUUUUUAUCCUAAGAUGGAAAAAAAUAUAUGAAUUAUUCAGGAAGUACGUCAAACAGACGUCAACUUCCUGAGCGGGCCUUUCGAAACUUAAUUUUAAUCUUAAUUUUUUUUCUCAACAACUGCUGGUUAAUAAAAUACAAAACAUAAGUGAAUAUGCUGACAAAACAUGUGUCUAAAAGGUGAAAUUUUAUAAAGAGAAUGUUGAAAAAAUGUGCUAUUGUCAAUUAUAUUUAUUAUUUACAUGUUGAAUAUUUUUAUAGACAUCUUAGAAUCAUGUGCGCGAAAAUUUUAGCCAUUUAUUUUUAUACAAAUUUACAACUAAAAAUAAUAUUCCUAACUCAUCUAGUCAGCUCUAGAGAGUCAUGCCCUGCAGUUUGGGCAACUUUUUAUGGCUAAAUUUAUUCUUUUGCGUUAGCAUCUGCCAACCUUAUGUUUGGAUAUUUUUAAAGAAUUACGUUUUACCAUUCAAUUAGAUAAUUUAUUCAAUGUUACAUGGACGUACCAAGACUUGUUUUUAUUGGUAAUUGACUUCCCUAUAUUUCUUGACAGAGUAAGUCGAAGCCACCCUGUCGACGUCCAUGGUUUAAAUAUGUAAUCGAGAGAAGUACUGUAACUUCAAACAUUCAGGAAGUUACAACAAUAUCAAUGUAUUCUUGGAAAUAAGAUUUUAUUAUGCGAUGGCCAUGAAGUUUCUUGCCAUUUCUUCUUUAUGGACCGCAUUUUCCGAAAUGGCAGUAGAGAUAUUAAUGUUUAGCAUUCCCCCCAUAGUUCCUUUUCCCUACUUCUGUUCCCUACGACACGAAUGGGCACAACUUGCAAUUUGUCUUUUACAUUUAAUCUGACGAGACGGGUAUGUACCACAGCCUUAUGUAUUUCUUACCGCACAGUGGCAUUACUGUGUUCCAGUUUGUAAACAGGCGCAAUCGAAUGCACAAUUUGUAAGGCGUUUCUUCACACCAGGAACAUUGUAGCAACUGUACUACAAUAAAUUCGAAUAUAUAAGGAGUAUUGAUGCCACCUAUGGGAUGGAACUCCUAAAUACCUACUGACCACCUUGGAUUCCACUGAGAGACGAGCCAUGAAGCUUAUCGGUGACUCGGAUUGGAGAGGCGAAGCUGCAGGGCCUUGAACACUACCGGAAAAUUGUUUGCUUAUCAAUAUUCUACAGGAUGUUAUAUCACGCAGUGUGCGACGAAUUUACAUGAAACCAUUCCGCCAUAUCCUUUCUAUCAUCGAGGUACUAGAUGCAGGCAGGAGUUCCACCUCUAUGUUGUGGAUAUACCCACGAUUCGCACGAGGUGUUACGCUUCCACGUUUAUAUGGACGGUAUUGAAGUGGAAUUCCCUGCCUGCCGACUCGUCCCCUGAACGCUAUUGCUUGGGCCUUUGUAAGGCAAAAGUGAACAGGCAUUAUACGUAUAUGUGUGCAUGCUCUAAUUGCUUUACCGUUGGCCUCAUCGUCAUUUUCCAUCAACUGAGAUAGAGGUCAAAUGUGCACUUUAUCUAUAUUUUGACGCGGUGAAACUGUCAUGAUAUCGCAAAUAUCUAUAGAAUGCAGUGCCCUAUUUCCACCAGGUCGUUUUAAUUCUUAAACUACCUUUGGACACGGGCCUCCGCUAAGGAAAGGGAAACUUCCCACGUCAAAGAUUUAUGAGGAUCGUCUCCGGCGUUUACAUUCAGCAUUAGAGCAAACCACCGUGCGUAUUAAUAACAUAAAAAUAAUGAAAUGCCAUAUCGAAGUUAAUCAUCAUUGUGAGUUCCGCUCGAUCGUCUCGAAGGGGACGUAAUAUUAUUAUAUGAUAAGACUCAAGGUGGAUAACACAUGUGCGCGGUUACCGCUGCUACAAAAACUUUAAAAAAUUAAAACUGCGUAACGUGCGUAUUCACACAAACUCGUUGAAAAUUAACACCUAGCAGCUGCCGGUUUUUGCUUGUGUUAUCCGCCUAAAAUCUAUGUCUCGGCGACAACAUAUUUACUAUAUCAGGUAGACAGUCUCUAUUUACUCAUAAUAAUAUAUAUGUGUGUGUAGCGUAAUACGUCAUGUUCGUAGCGAAGUUUAUUCCAAUAUGUAUUAGGCAACGUAGAGAUGAUUAAAAUGAAUAAAUAUAUC